AUGGCCAAUUCCAACCAGAAGGACCAGGCAUGGAUCCCCAAACUCUUCAAGAAAAAAAUCUGCACAACUUUUAUCGAGCAACCUGGUGAGCCAGGUGCCCCCUGCCUGUGCCAGUGUGGGAGCCCUCGCAACAACCACGUCUCCGUCGCCACAGAGGAUGCCUUUGGAGCAGCCAUUGUCAGCAAGUGGCAGUCAGCCCAGCACACGACAGAGCGGCCCACUGAUGCCUAUGGGGAGGUGGAAUUUGUGGGCGCCGGGCGCAGGCCCAGCAAGUUCAUUCGCCUGUCAGACACUUCGGACCCUGCGGCAGCCUACGCCCUGGUAACACAUCACUGGAAAAUCCCACGCCCCAACCUGGUGGUAUCUGUGGUGGGAGGUGAAGGUGAGGUGCGAGUGAGGGCCUGGCUGAAGGACGUACUGCGGAAAGGGCUGGUUAAAGCAGCUCAGAGCACAGGUGCCUGGAUUAUGACUGGUGGACUCCAGGCUGGUGUUGGCCGGCAUGUUGGGGAAGCUGUCAGGGACCACACCACGGCCAGUACCAACCCCAGCACCCAUGUGGUGGCUAUGGGCAUUGCUCCAUGGGGCAUUGUUGAGCAGCGACGUUGUCUUGUGAACCCCAAGGGAUCAUUCCCAGCACGCUACCCUCGGACGACUCCUGUCAGCCCUUUUUGCCCUCUAGACGCCAACCAUUCGGCCUUCUUCUUGGUAGACAAUGGGACGCAGGGCAGGGCAGGUGGAGAGGCCUCCUUCCGUGCUCGCUUGGAACGCUACAUAGCCCAGCAGAAAGUAGGAGCUGGAGGUGUCGGGAGCAUUGAAAUUCCUGUGUUAGUGCUGCUCAUCAGUGGGGAUUCAGCAAUGUUCAAGCGUGUGUCUGAGGCUGUGUGUGCCUCCAUUCCCUGCCUGCUCUUGGCAGGUUCUGGGGGCGCAGCUGACUGCUUGGCUGAGUUGCUGGAAGAGACGCAGCCUGGAGAGCCUCUGAAGACCCUGGCAAUGAAGAAGAUGCAUGGGAAGUUCCCUGACAAUGAGCUGGAGGACUUGGCAGAGGAGGUGGAACGCAUUGGAGCUCUACGCGAACUGGUGACUGUCUAUUCAGAUCACGAGGGUCUGGAGGAGUUUGAAACUAUUCUGCUUAAAGCUCUGGUGAAAGCCUGCAGGCGGUCAAGGGAGGCCACCUGCUACUUGGAUGAGCUGCGUCUGGCUGUCGCCUGGAACCGGGUGGACAUUGCCAGCACCGAGCUGUUCCGAGGGGACAUCGUCUGGGAGCCGAGCCUACUGGAGGAACCAAUGCGUGACGCCUUGCUCGGGGACCGCCCGGCACUCGUGCGCCUCUUCGUGGAGAACGGCUUGGAUGUCGGACAGUUCUUGACCUGGGGGCAGCUGGAGCAAUUGUACGCAGGGGCCCCUGAAGUCACGCUGCUGCACCAGCUUCUCGAGCGACGCCAAGCUGCGGGCCCCGAGCCUGCCCCGUCCCCGGAGUGCUUGCUUUUGGAACGAUCUGUGCUCGACUGCCACUUGCCCCAAGUGGCACACAUCCUGCAUGAGCUGCUGGGGGAUGUCUGCGCCCCCUUCUACACGGGGCUGCACCCUGUUGGCCACAAAGGGACCGGGAGUAAAGGAUCGUUACCCAAUGGAGAUUCCAUGUACCGCACCGAGCUCUCUCCAAACCCUUGGAGUGAUCUGUUUAUAUGGGCUGUGUUGUUGAACCGAAGGGAGAUGGCCAUGUAUUUCUGGGAAAUGGCUCCUGAUGCAGUGGCUGGGGCUCUGGCAGCAGCACGGAUACUGCGGGAGCUUUCCCAUCUGGAGACUGAAGCAGAGGAGGAGGCAGCCAUGAAGAAUCUGGCCAUGCACUUUGAGAACUUGGCCAUUGGCGUAUUUGGUGAAUGUUACCGUAAUGGUGAGCCCCGGGCCUACAAGCUUCUGGUGCGACGUUCCCAGCUCUGGGGUGGAGCCACUGUCCUCCAGCUGGCUCACCAGGCAGAUGCCCGCCUCUUCUUUGCACAGGAUGGUGUGCAGUCCCUGCUCACCCAGAACUGGUGGGGAGAGAUGGACCGAAGCACCCCUGUCUGGCAGCUCCUCCUCACCUUCUUCUGCCCCCCACUCAUCUUUACCAACCUCAUCAAGUUCAGGACCAUGGAUGAUGACCUCCGGCUGGAUCCCUCGAGCCCCAUUGAGCUAGACAGCCUGGACACAGAUGUGAAAAGUACCAUCGGAGACAUGCUGUCUGACAUUGUGGAGCCUCCCUCUCUGCCUUCCAUUCGCCGGUUCUGGUUACGACGCUGGAGGCAAUUCUGGGUGGCGCCUGUGACAGCCUUCCUGGGCAACGUGGUGAUGUACCUGCUCUUCCUUUUCCUCUUCUCCUACGUCUUGCUUCUGGAUUUCCAGCCCGCGCCUCCUGUUGGCCCUUCUGUCUCAGAGAUUAUUUUGUACAUCUGGGUCUUCACAUUGGUCUGUGAGGAGGUGCGCCAGGGCUGCUUUGUAGGAUCCCAUCCUUUGCUGCAGCGGAUACGCCGAUACUUCCUGGACACAUGGAACCAGCUAGAUAUCACCGCCCUACUGCUCUUUAUGCUGGGGCUGGGGUGCAGGUUGCAUCCAUUAUCAUACGAAUCUGGUCGCACCAUUCUCUGUCUCGAUUUCAUGGUCUUCACCCUUCGUCUCAUUCACAUCUUUGCUGUCAACAAACAGCUGGGGCCGAAGAUGAUCAUUGUCGGCAGGAUGAUGAAGGAUGUUUUCCUCUUUCUUUUCUUCCUUGGGGUAUGGUUGGUGGCCUAUGGGGUCACCACAGAGGGGCUGCUGCUCCCACAUGAUCGACGGCUCCCCUGGAUAUUCCGGCGUGUCUUCUACCGGCCUUACUUGCAAAUCUUUGGGCAAAUUCCACUUGAUGAAAUUGAUGCUACCCUGAUUGCGGCGCCAAACUGCACCUUUAACCCCAUAGCCAUCUUGUUGGAGGAAGCGAAGCCUUGCAUCAACACCUACGCCAACUGGCUGGUGCUCAUUCUCCUGGUGAUCUUCCUCCUGGUGGCCAACAUUCUGCUCCUCAACCUGCUCAUCGCCAUGUUCAGUUACACAUUUUCCAAAGUGCAAGGCAAUAGCGACAUCUACUGGAAAUCCCAGAGGUAUAACCUGAUCCUGGAGUACCACAGCCGCCCUGCACUGGCACCGCCUUUCAUCCUGAUCAGUCACCUGCACCUUUUCUUCAAGCGCCAUGUCCGUAAGGUGCAGUCAGCAAAGGGACGCCACUUCUUGCUGGAACUUUCCGAGGCCCAAGAUGGACGGUUGCUCACGUGGGAAUCGGUGCAGAAGGAAAAUUAUUUAGUGGCUCAAGCCCGACAGAAACGUGAUCAAGACACAGAGCGGCUCCGGAGAACCUCCCAAAAAGUUGAUCAGGUUUUGAAGCAGCUUUCUGAGAUCAAGGAAUCAGAGCGACGUCUGCGGACCCUUGAGACACAGAUGGAGUACUGCACCAGGGCCAUGACCUGGAUGGUUGAUGUCUUGGCCCAGAGCGACAUAGCAAAGGGGAAGCGGGCUCCUCCAACUCAGAAGAAGGUGAAGUGGCUCUUUAUGGUGAAGACAGACAUGUUUUCAGAGUGGUGA
Hemicordylus capensis (graceful crag lizard) is the source of this 3591-nucleotide messenger RNA. RefSeq names its product transient receptor potential cation channel subfamily M member 4 (gene TRPM4). Gene Ontology annotation, biological process: calcium ion transmembrane transport. The record is from RefSeq and is a predicted model, not a curated record. The transcript is spliced from 25 exons. The coding region runs from base 1 to 3591 and encodes 1196 amino acids. Gene Ontology annotation, molecular function: calcium-activated cation channel activity; ligand-gated calcium channel activity. Lineage: Eukaryota; Metazoa; Chordata; Lepidosauria; Squamata; Cordylidae. Gene Ontology annotation, cellular component: membrane.